Molecule: messenger RNA, 903 nt
Organism: Lactuca saligna
Lineage: Eukaryota; Viridiplantae; Streptophyta; Magnoliopsida; Asterales; Asteraceae
Source: the annotation of a GenBank genome assembly
AUGAAUAGUGUAAUUACUCGAAAAAAUAAAGGGUUGUGUGUCAUACGUGGAGGGUGUGUCGUAUGUACUCCUGGAAGAUACGUUUAUCUUUAUUCGACACCACGUGCUCCUGAAGUCGUUGUCUUCUUCCUCCCACCGGUCGAUACACUCGACUAUUCCCCACACGCGAAGAGCAUACCGCGUGUUUGGCCUUUUAGAGCGUUGAUUCUCUAUUUUCCUACUCCUAAGGUAGCCAGUCGUUACUUCCUAUCUUAUAUUGAUAGCUAUAUCACUUCACCACCACAAGAGUACACUCAUAUGCAAGUCUGGGCUCUUGUCAGGGGCACUUACGUGGCUAGAUUAGCCAAGAAGAGUACAUUCAGAUAUCCUACUAUGAGACUGAUUGAUCGAUUGAUCGCUUUGACCGUUCGUCAUUAUGGGGAGUGUAACAAGCCUAGCGACAUGUCCUUACCGAAGAGAAAGGUUUGUGGAGGUCAUUACAUCAGUUGUCUUGCAAGUUCUUACGGUGUAGAUACUAGUGGGAUGGUUCUAUAUCCUAUCAAAGAUAUUGAUGAGAGAGCUCUGAUAAAGAUACGAGCGGUCAUACAAGGAGCUAAUGAUCUCCUGAGGAUUCCUCCGAAUGACAUAGUGGUACCUCUUCGCCAGGUGGAGCUUGAGCUUGAUCCUUCACUACAUACGCAGUACAGGGCUAGGCAUGCACCAUCGGCUGCUCAACGGGGCCUGAGCUUGAGAUUGAUAUACGUUACUUGGCUCAAUAAGAGCGAUGUAGUUUUUACCUCUGGGACACAACAUGCCGAUGAUGAUGAUGAUGGUGAUGAUGGUGAUGAUGAUGAUGAAGAUAAUGAUGAUGAUGAUGAUGACGACGAUGGUGAUGAGGAGGAGGAGAACAAGAAGGAGGAGUAG